ACUGAUUUCUCAAAUUCCAUCUCACAAUAAUUUGCAGUGUACGGACACACUCUCCUUCCAUUUUAAAUUCUCUCUCUAACAGCAGUUGAAAGGAGGUUACCAUAUAUUUGGGUUUUCUAUAUAAAUCACACUUCCUACUUCAUUCAUUAUCUCUGAAUCCGAAUCCAAAUCCAAACAACAAUGGGCGCCGUUUCUAUUUUGCAUACAGUUUUUGGCAUUUUCGGAGAUGCAACUGGUCUGUUCCUCUUCCUCGCACCAACGAUUACGUUUAAGAGGAUACUCAAGAACAAAUCAACCGAACAGUUCUCAGGGAUUCCCUACCCCAUGACCUUGCUCAACUGCCUACUCUCUGCCUGGUAUGGACUACCAUUCAUUUCGAAAAACAACACACUGGUGACAGUUAUCAACGGAACAGGAGCAGUGAUCGAGUCUAUCUAUGUGUUGAUUUUCAUACUACACGCACCGAAGAAGGAGAAGGCGAAGAUCCUUGGGUUGGUCACCUUCGUUCUCGCCGCCUUCUCUUCCGUCGCCUUAGUUUCCGUUUUUGCACUCCACGGCAAGACUCGCCGGUAUUUCUGCGGUUUCGCCGCCGCCAUUUUCUCCGUCAUCAUGUACGGCUCGCCCCUCUCCAUCAUGAUGACAGUGAUCAGGACGAAGAGUGUGGAGUACAUGCCUUUUUUCCUGUCAUUGUUUGUUUUCUUGUGUGGUACAUCUUGGUUUGUAUUUGGACUACUCGGAAACGACCCUUUUGUCUAUGUAUGCAACGGAUUCGGAAGCGUAUUAGGUGCACUUCAAUUGAUUUUGUACGCCAUUUAUAGAAAGAACAAGGGAGGACAGAAGGACGAUAAACCAGCGGCCAAUGAAGGCGGCAGCUCCGCCAUGGAAAUGGGGUUCGUCAAUGGGAAAGAAAAGACCACCGCCGAACAACCACAGCAGGAUAACAAUGGAGUGUAAAGGACUCGCCCUGUCGUCGAAUCGUACGGAUUCUGGAUUCAUAUGUUUCUUGUUUUCUUUUUUGUUAGGACGAAGUUUGUUUUUACUUUUUAAAAAUUAAAAUGAUACAUGUUCAUGCGGUUUGGCGGUGAAUCUUGCUUUAUUAAAUGGUUUAUAAUUUUUCAAA
Molecule: messenger RNA, 1120 nt
Organism: Lactuca sativa (garden lettuce)
Lineage: Eukaryota; Viridiplantae; Streptophyta; Magnoliopsida; Asterales; Asteraceae
Gene: SWEET1
Product: Nodulin MtN3 family protein
Biological process (GO): carbohydrate transport
Cellular component (GO): membrane
Molecular function (GO): sugar transmembrane transporter activity
Source: RefSeq, a predicted model, not a curated record